Molecule: messenger RNA, 2835 nt
Organism: Coffea eugenioides
Lineage: Eukaryota; Viridiplantae; Streptophyta; Magnoliopsida; Gentianales; Rubiaceae
Product: peptidyl-prolyl cis-trans isomerase FKBP53-like
Exons: 16
Coding region: 85-2553 (822 amino acids)
Molecular function (GO): peptidyl-prolyl cis-trans isomerase activity
Source: RefSeq, a predicted model, not a curated record
CAUCUGCCCGAGGAUUAAAUACAACUGCUUCUGAUUACUGCUUAAUCAAGAACAUCAACUAAUCAACAGUUCUAUGUUACUACUAUGCAAGAAGAAAUGACAUUCUGGGGCGCUUAUGUGACUUUGAAUGAGCCUUACAUCCUGAACUCAGAUGGCAAACGGCUUCGAAUUACACAGGCCACGUUAGAGCCGCAGAAGGAUGGUUCUUUAACAAGAGCAAGGUCGAUUCUUCAAUGUACAGUGGGGAGUAAACCUCCUGUUUCCAUAUGUUCAUUGUCAAAGGAGUUUACCUUCACUCAGUUGGAUCUUGAGCUUGAGGAGUCUGAGCAAGUCAUCUUCGCAGUCAAAGGUCCUCAAAUAAUUCAUCUUUCUGGUUAUUAUGUUCCUUCACAAGCUGUUUCUAAGAGGGAAGCCAGUACUAGCACCGAUGAUCUCAUAAUAGAUUGCAAUGGUGAAGCAGAUAAAGUUAUGGCAGAAAAUUGUGAAGAGAGAAAGCUGACUGCAGUGGAGAGAGAUAUUGCUAACACUUGUAGCAUGCUUGACUGUCGUCGAUAUGACACCCCAGCUGACGAGGAGAUGGUAACUGAGAAAGUACAACUCCACGCUCCUGAGAGUAUACUGGAUGGCGAAGAUGAGGAUUAUGUUCCAUGUAUGAGGAAGAGUGCAGCAACUGCAAAGAAAAUGCUAAAGAAAGGUGGAGAGGAUGCUGACAAGGUAAUAGUUCAGGCAAGUAAAUUGUUGAAAGCUGUUGACUGCAUAAAAGAGGAAACAGCUGAUGGUGUCAGUAGACCAAGUCAACAAGAAAGGGAGGAAAGCCUGAUGAAUAACUUGCACCUUGCUUCCAAUGAGGUUGGCUUGGAGAAAUGCAUAGAGCCAGAAAAGAUAUCAGUUGAACCUUUCUGCAAAGAAGAUGCUUCUCACAGUAAUACUCUUUCAUGUUGGAUUGCCAAUUUUACUUGUAUUUUCAACACUCAGCUGGCAAAGAUUGGAGAAGCCCGUAAGCAGGCCCUUGAUGGUGACAUUGGUGGUUCUCCUCCCUUGCCAUCUAUGUUCGUGCUGCCUUCUUGUGAACUAGACUUACAAAAGAGUUUGAGGAAAGAGAAGAAAAGAAUAGAUGGAUGUGGAAAUGAAAAGAAAACCACUGGAGGUGACACUGAAUACCAGAAGAAUGCUAUAAAAGAGAAUGAAGUGCAGCAAGCUCACAAAGAAAGUGAUGAUUUGUACCAAGGUUGUGCUGGGAGUCAACAUCAAUGGAAAUCAUUCACAUCAAUUGAAAGCAGUGGUUCUUUUCACUCGCCAUCUAAGGCUGGGCUGCCUUGUCAAAUUGACAGGCUAAACAAUGGGAAGAAAAAAAAGAAAAGAAAAGAAGGAUGUGAGGAGCUGAAAACUAUUGAAGCUAUUGUUUACCACUGCAGGAAUGCUCUGAAAGAGAAUAAAGUAAACCAAUCUCACACAGAAAGUGACAACACGUGCCAAGGUCGUGCAGGGAACCGACAUGAUCAGAAUUUAGCAAAGAAUAUUGGUGGAAUGGGUGAAUCAAGUCCUUCGCUGCCUCGAGAUGAAGUCCAUGAUGCAGUUGAUCAGAAACCUAAAGAGAGACUGACAAAUGGGAAUGUCCAAGUUUGGCCUAAGACAAAUGAUGACGGGAAACGAAGAAUUGAUAACAGGUUGACCUUCUUUAGUGGGGAAAGUAAGUGUCCGAAUGGCUCAAUUCCUCCUCCUGCUGAAGAUAGAUCUAAAAAUGGUCAGAAAUCAAAAAAGAGAAAGAAACACCGGGCUUUGGACCAAAACUAUGUUAACGGAGAUGGAGAUGCCUUUCAAAAGGAAAUCUUUAGUAACAUUGUGGCUGACAUGGGGAGCAUGAGGAAUCACGGAGAUUUGAUACACGAAUCUUGUAAAUGCAACACCAAAAAUCUUUUGAAAGAAGCCAAGUUCAAGCAAAACAUACAAGGCACUGAGAAUAUGGAAAUUGUUCUCCCAACAAAUAUUGAGCAUCAGAUGCCAAUGGAUGACACCAAGAAUCAUGAAAGCUGUCCUGACUUAGUAGAGGAUGGAUACCAAUCUUAUAAAGAAUUCAAAAAGAAGAAACAGCUGAAGAUCAAAGCCAAACAAAACGGCAAUGAUUUGGAACAUAAAGAAUUCAAAAAGAAGAAACAGCUGAAGAUCAAAGCCAAACAAAACGGCAAUGAUUUGUGUUCCACUUCUAAAGCGAGGACCAUCUCAAAUGAAAUAAUUAUAGAGGAUCUGGCAGCAGGUGAAUCUGGCGGGAAAGUAGCUGCUCCGGGAAGAAAGAUCAAAGUAUUUUACACUGUCAGGUCGAGGGAGACUGGAAGUUUACUUGAGUCAAAUCUUGGGGAAGAAAAGCCCUUCAAGUUCCGCUUGGGUGACAAAAAGGUAAUCCAGGGUUGGAAUCUCGGCAUUAACGGUAUGCGUACUGGAGACAGGAGGAGACUGAUCAUCCCACCAUCAAUGGUUUAUGGUGAAAGAGCUCCAGAUGUUAUUCCCUCAGAUUCAUGGCUGGUGUAUGAUGUUGAAUUGGUUUCUGUGCGUUGAUUGCUUAAAGUCCAGCAAAAUCUAAUGAAGCAAGAUUCAAGUGUUUUGAUGUUAAGUACCAGCAAAAUCUAGAGAAGCAGAACUCAAAAGUGUUUUAAAAUAUUUCGUAGUGCUUUGAACAUAAAGUUCAUAUGACUAUAGGUACAGUAGAGCUGGAACAACAGCUCUUUUUGGUGAUUUAAUGAAGGCUUGUUUUCUUUUUUGUUUGCCUAGUGUACUUGUGGAAGACUCUUAGCAAGGCCAUUACAAGCAACUGCUAAUGCAUAAGUCCGAGUGAGUAGU